This is a messenger RNA of Ostrea edulis (European flat oyster), 3207 nucleotides long. RefSeq names its product CBP80/20-dependent translation initiation factor-like. Gene Ontology annotation, molecular function: RNA binding; translation activator activity; protein binding. The record is from RefSeq and is a predicted model, not a curated record. Gene Ontology annotation, biological process: regulation of translational initiation. Gene Ontology annotation, cellular component: cytosol. Bases 43 to 873 code for a protein of 276 amino acids. The transcript is spliced from 5 exons. NCBI's taxonomy places the organism in Eukaryota, Metazoa, Mollusca, Bivalvia, Ostreida, Ostreidae.
AAUACAACAUAAUCCGUCCAUCGUACGAGUUAGUGAUACAAUAUGGCCAGCGUCGGGCGAGGGAGGGGGAGAGGGAGGGGCUUAAUGAUGGCAAAGGUUGGAUCCGCGCCAAGACCUGGACCUGAGAGUGAUAAUGACGCGCCCAAAGUAGGUGAUCAGAACAGAAGUUCCCCACCAGGUGGCACUGUCCAGGAUCUUGAAGAUUAUCUGGAGAAACUGAAUUUCGAUCUGACGGAGGAUAACUUAGAGGACAUUAUGACCUUGUCCAAAUCAAUGUCUACUGAGGACCACAUGAAGAACGUGGCCAAGCGCAUUUACAACAAGAGUUUGAAAUACCAGGAGUUUGCCAAGUGUGGAGCAUGCAUUUGUGACAGAUUGUCUAAUGUGGAAGUUCAAGGGUCAAAGUUCAGAAAUGUUAUUCUGAGAUUUGUGCAGGAAGAUUUUAAAGGUAAAGAAGAAAUGCGUAAAUCUGAGAAUGCACGCUACCUGGGCUUUGUGACGUUUUUGUGUCAGGUGUUUGGUAACGUUCGUCUAGCUACGGGCGACACGAUGAAGCCGCUUGUGGCCCCGGUUUAUGAGUGCCUGGAACAGAUCUUACAGGACACAGCUUCUAAUGAGAAUGAAUACGAAUGCUUAUCUCUACAGCUGCAGUCGAUUGGGAAAGACCUUGAACUUCAGGAUCAACCACGCAUGUCCACGCUGAUCGAUCAAGUGCGAACACGCAUCAUAAAAGACGGACUGACAUCAGGGGGGCGGUGCACGCUGUUGGAGCUACUGGAGUGUGGCUCACGCGGCUGGAAGCCAUUAUCUAAUGACCUGACCCGAUUCUACUGCGACACCAUGGUGGAGAUAUUCACCACGAGCAUCGAGUGAACGACACAGCCUGGUCGGAGUUCCGCACUGAUGAUUCUGACGGUGAAUUCAUCGGAGCGUAUCUGUGGCCAUUCUGUUUACUGAACCACGGCGUUAGAUUUGAAAGCAAUGUCAUGUGGCCACAAUGUGUUCUGUUUUUAUCGAAUAGAAACAUUGCUGUGGAGGAAGACAGGGUAUUGUUGUAGGAGUAAGAAAUCACAUUUUCUGUCAAAUGUGCAUCAUAUUCAUUAAAACGAAGUUGGGGUGUCUUUACAGAAAAAUUUAGAAACGAAUAUUAUGAAAAAUUCAUUCCCCAUGGACAACAAAAUAAUGUUUUGUUAUUUUAGUUAUGGCAGUGACACGGCAUUUUAAUGUCAUUUUAAUCUUUUUAGUACGGAGAUUUGCAAUAUUUGUUUUUUAACACAAAACCAUUGUUUACAGAAACCAAUGAAUAUUAUCCUGCAGUAUUACAUAUUGAUACAUGACAUUGUGCAUACACACAUAUCAGGAAAACUAUACAUGUGUUAGGAUCUGAGAGUUUAUGAACAAGAUCAUUAUUCUUCCAUAAUUAAUUCCUUUUGUCCCUGGAAUCAAUCCUAGAUAGCCAGCAGCUUAACAAAUUUAGAAAAUGCUUUUAUCUUUUGAACUUUACAGUGAGAGGGCUUCUAUGUUAUUAUAUGCAUGUUAUUCUUUCUAACCUUGACCUUUGACCCACUUUUGAAAAACCUUUUCUUUUGAACUUGUAAGUGUGAAGGUUUUAAUGUUAUGAAGUUAGUAUUAUUGUAUCUAACCUUGACCUUUGACCCACUUAAUCCUUGCUUUUAAACGAUAGUAGAAAUGACAUUGAUAUUUGGUAAAUGUUGGUGUAAGCCUUGUAAGUGGAAUUUUUUAGAAAAAAGGGGGGAUAAAAGAUACACUUGUGUAUAUAUGUAUUAUGUACAGUUGAAUUUUGGUAUCUCAAUCAUCGAUAUCUCCAAUACCAUACCCGCACUGAAGAUGGUCAUAUUUUUAUUUUGUAAGAGGUUUUGACCUCUCAGUGAGACCGACCUGUCCCUCUGUUACCUGUAGCUGUAUAUGUUCGUCUUCGAGUUUUAGUUUUGGUUUUGUCUUGUAUGAUACAUAAUCAUCCUUCCUCGUUAGUUAAUGAUCAGCACAGUGACAGAAAUCCAGCGUCAGUCGUAGAUUUCUGGAAUAGACGUUCACUAGUCAUGGAGAGCGUUUUGUAUGUAGCCAAAAUUUUGCCUCGAAAGAAAUUUGUACAAAGUUUGUUUUUUUUAGAUAUAUUUUUAUUAUUUCACCAGUCGACACUGGACUGUGUGAUGAGGUCGAUGUUUUUCCUGUUUUACAUGACGGGUAUAUAUUUUUUUUUUCGUGGAUGGGCAUUACGGAGCCAUUGUUAACAGAGUUCGAGGACUUUGUCAUGACUUUACUUCCAUCAGAAAAAUGUAACAUGUUCACUUGAAUUUGUUGACACAGCCAUAUACAGGAUUCACACAACAUUCACAACAUAUGUGUAAACGAUAUACCGUAGAUUCUUUAUUGUACGUUUUUCCAGUCAAAAACUUUCCGACCACCAAAAAAACUUUUUCAAUGUUCUCAGACUGCUUUUAGUGCAUGUAGAACUAUCAUUUUAGUAUAGAUUUGUUCCUGAGAAAAUUCUUCAAAUGUUGUUAAAAAGUUUUGUAACAAUUCCUUAUUGAUAAAGGUGUUACAUACUGGUUUGUAUAUUCCCUUGUGUUGACUUUCAUUGUCAUUUUUCUGGAUAUUAGGUCAUGUCAAAGUCAUGUGAUUCACCACCGUGAUAAUAUUGCGAGAUGAAUUGGCCAGUAGUCUUUUGAUUAAGAACUUUUGUAUUUUAGCAAUAUGAAAAGAAAAGUGAGUAAUUUGAUUUUGCAAAGUGAUGCUUCUUGUGAAAUUAUACAUUGAUAAGUUUCUUGCUUCUAUAUUUAGAAAUCUACUGUAUACAUGAUAUACAUUAUAUAUACGAUAUGCACACCAUACAUGAUAACAAAUUACUAGAUAUCUUGCCAGUUGUGCAUGUCCUUCAUUUGUGUCAAUUUUGUGUAGAAUCUGUCGACUGAAGUCAUAUUGGAUUUUUGUAAGGGGAGACAACUCCCUAGGUUGUUUUUCCUUCCAUUUCAAAUGCCAAUUCAUACUCAUCAAUCUUGUUCAUUUGACUGGCAUUGUUCGUGCUUCAGCUGUUUUAUUCUACAUGUAACAAAGACGGUAAAAAGGAGAUUCAGUUCUGUGGUGAUUAUUGCUGAAGUUGCACACUUUGUAUUUGUAUAAGUUUAACAUAAAGGUAUGAACUGAGUUUCUUAUAUUUUUAUGAAUAAACUCUUGAAACAGUUUUAA